Molecule: messenger RNA, 1689 nt
Organism: Myzus persicae (green peach aphid)
Lineage: Eukaryota; Metazoa; Arthropoda; Insecta; Hemiptera; Aphididae
Product: EF-hand domain-containing protein 1-like
Exons: 9
Coding region: 1-1689 (562 amino acids)
Biological process (GO): mitotic cytokinesis; cilium-dependent cell motility; mitotic spindle organization
Cellular component (GO): mitotic spindle; axoneme
Molecular function (GO): alpha-tubulin binding
Source: RefSeq, a predicted model, not a curated record
AUGGACGGUUUGCCUUUUAUACCGGGAUUUCGUUUUAAUGACAUAACAAAACAAGAUUUCAAUUUGAGUGCUCAAUUCCGAUGGAAAAACGGAUAUGCCGUUCCCAAAGUUAAGGCAACAGGUAUUGGAAAGAGUGCGCUAGAUGUUGACACAGUUUUGUACGGUGAAAAAUUUGACAUAACUGGUUACGAUCCAACAUUGACGUAUGGAAAAGCCAAAGACGAUCCGAAACCAAUUGCUCUACCAAAUUUUGUAAAGUUCGAUAGAAAAUGUCUGUCCUUCAUUGGAUACACCAAAGAUACUGUAGAUAAUUCACCAAUAGUGACGUUUCGAGUGCGCAAAGUUAAAAUUACAUACUUCUUGGUUGAUGACACUAUUACCGUCGAGGAAUCCGUUAUUAAGAACGCGGGUUAUGUCCAAGGAUGUGUACUUAAACGCGGCCAUAUACCCAAUCCACACCGUGAAGGCAGGUAUUGGCAUUGGUCCGACUUCAACAUCGGCGAUGAAAUUAGUUUCUACGGAACUACGUACAAGUUGUGCGGCUGCGAUCAGUUCACCAGAAAAUAUUUGACGAGCAUGGGCGUGGUGGUGGCUGACAAUGAACCAGUGAUGGAGGACCCUUAUAUCGCAAUUAGGCAGAUGAAUCUGCAGCGGGAAAUCGAAAAAUCGAAAAUUCCAAGUUUGGCGUCCGACGGUAGAUUUGCCGAGGAGAAGCUCAGAAAGUUUUUGGAAUACGACCCGAUGGUACUUAGGUUUUACGCGACCUGGAAUAGUGACGUCUCGGAUCCUACAGAGGGUAAGUAUUUCGUUAUUGUUUAUUACUUAACUGACGAUCGGAUAGAAAUCAACGAAUCAACAACUAUGGGUAAUAAAUGUAAGCUGAAUCAAUCUAAUGUGUUUUUAAGCAAAAUUAAACUACCCAAAAGCUGGUCAAAUUUACCAUCAAAUUUUCCAUCUAUUUAUUUAGAAGCAGGAGUUAAUGAAUAUCAAGAAUAUUAUGAACUGAAAGAUUUCAUAAUAGGAAAAACAAUAAGUGUGUUGGGUCGUAGAUUUAUACUAUAUGACUGUGAUCCGUUCACUAGAGAUUACUUCAAAGACGUUUUGAAAAUCAAUCAACCUGAACCCAUCCAACCAAUAAAACUAGAAAACAAUUAUUUAGCUGUGACUCAACUGGCGAUACCACCUCACACCGGUAUUGGUGAUCCAGACGACACGCGUCAGAAUUGUUUAUCACUUGUACCUAAACCACCGAAAACUUUAGAUUUUGUAAAUUUUGUGCUUAACGCAACCAAAAAACUCAGAUAUAAAUUAAAGAUGGUUCCUGUGAAUGAAAUAGAUAACUUUCGUGAUUUCAUCAUGGAAUUUUGCAUCGGCAACGAUCAAAUGUGUAUAGUUGAAUUAGCUAGUAGGAAUAGCGGAUUCACUAAAGGGCGGUUCAUGUCAUCUACACGAUUACGGAAACCUGGGACUAGUGUAGAUGAAAAUCAGUUCUAUGGACCCAAAGACUUUGCUAUUGGUGCUGAAUUAUAUGUAAAAGGUUUGGUAUUUAUAAUUACCGAGAUAGACUUGUGGUCGUACAAUUAUAUGAAUGAACACAAAGACAUGUUUACGCAAGAGGCAAUUGAUGGAGCUAAACGUUUUUUGGAAAGCAAAAAUUUGUUGAGUAAUCCAGAAAAUGUGGAAGUCUGA